CUUAGCCUCCCCUACAUAUGAAUAACUUGUAAGAACAGCUAAGGAGGGAAGAGUGGCGUUAAUACCGGCAUUAGCCACAAUUCCCCUCCAAUGUCCAUCAAUUAGAUGAAGGCUUGGCCGGUACAUGAAGAGCUGCAAAAAGAUACUUCAAUUUUGUAUUUCCACGGUCCAUAUUUUCAGGUAUCAUGAGAAAGUUAUAAUGUACUCCCCAUCUUAACCAACCAUGCUUGGAACCAUGGAGCAAGACGAGGCACGAUUCGUGCUUACGAAUCGAUGAAAUGGGACCCGCCCUCAAGGUGACUGUGACUUGAAGAACGAAGGACCGCGCGCGCCGUAUCUUUUCUCUCGUAAGACGUAAUACUAUUGCAAACAUCCUUCUUAAAGGACACAACUUCAAGUGAAGCUCAGCAUAGCAUAGAGAGAUCUACGCGUAAGAUGGCGACGAUGACGACUGCGGAGGCUGUUGUUGGCCCAGCUACGGAGUGUGCUCCGAAGCACAGGGCUUGUGAUGAAUGCCGCACGCGUAAGCUGGCUUGCACCAAAGAGCCCGAGGGCUGCUCUCGUUGUAAGCGCGAGGGCAUCGCCUGCCACUACUCUCCCCAGAAGCAGAUGGGUCGCCCGCGAAAACGUCCCCGAGACGACGAAUCGAAUAAUGACCUCGCUGCGAAUGCGAAUGCCGCCUCCGCGAAUAAGACCGCCAUGACCGAGAUCCCGCCCGAUACCCAAGACCUCGGCUUGUCUUUUAUCGACUUUCUGGCGGCGGGCGAACCCAACGUUAAUAAUCUCGACGCGCCGAUAACUUCGCCGCAAGAGAAGGGCUUCUCGUGGUCCUUCGGGUACGCGGGGGAUAGCCUCGGGGACGUGGGCUUCGACCCUAUACCCGAGACCGCGCCGUCCUUCUCCUCGUUGAAUAUCGACCCGUCCCUCUUCGUAUCGGCCGCAGACCUGCCGAGCAUAGAUCAACUGCCGAACCUGAUGAUGCCCAGUCCAGCAGCUACAACGCCCGAAAGCAUGGGGAGUUCAUCAUGCGGUACCGCCCCGGCGGCGGCGAAACCGACGACGAGUUGCGCGCAUACCGCGGCGCUAUACCUCGCCCUCGACUCGAUGCAGAAGCAGCCCGACGGCGUCGAGGAAUCGAUCCGACACGCGCGGAAAGCGGCGCGGACGGCCUACGACGCGGUGUACUGCCCCGUGUGCUCGUUCCGGCUCGAGCCGCCGGAUCGCAACUCGGGCCCGGACAUCAUGCGCUCGUUCCAGAACCUCAUGCUGCUCGCGGCGCUGAUCCCGAGCAUCGUGCACGCCUACCAGCGGAUCCUGCACGCCGUCGACGAGGAAGCCAGCCUCGCGACGGCCGAGCGGCGGCGCCUCGUGUUCCGACUGCGCGGCUUCGGCGGCAUCCUCUGGGGCUGCGGGUCGGUGGACGAAGAGAACAUAUGCACGGCGGCGGGGAACUUGGACUGCCGGGAGAUGGAGCCGGCGAUGUGGCGGCUGACGGUGCGGGCGCUGCUCAAGGCGGACGUGUACGGACUCUCGGACCUCGACGCCGUGGAGGCGACGGAUAAUACGUUGCCGAUACAUAUCGGGCUGAAGGAUAUCGUCAGCCAGAUGGAGCAGAAGAGCCGGGCGCGGCACGCUCUUAUGGAUGCGCUGGUGGCGACGGGGAAUUGGCAGCCGCCGAACUGUGGGAUGCCGAUACAUGCGCAGGGGGAGACGCCGACGUGUCAGAAGGUUAUUGCGAUUGCGAAGGCGGCUAUUGAUGCGUUGGUUAUUGCGUGAAAAUGGGG
Daldinia vernicosa is the source of this 1784-nucleotide messenger RNA. RefSeq lists its product as uncharacterized. Lineage: Eukaryota; Fungi; Ascomycota; Sordariomycetes; Xylariales; Hypoxylaceae. Gene Ontology annotation, molecular function: DNA-binding transcription factor activity, RNA polymerase II-specific; zinc ion binding. Gene Ontology annotation, cellular component: nucleus. The coding region runs from base 436 to 1776 and encodes 446 amino acids. The transcript is spliced from 2 exons. The record is from RefSeq and is a predicted model, not a curated record.